Messenger RNA from Lathyrus sativus (Indian pea), 1128 nucleotides. The record is from the annotation of a GenBank genome assembly. NCBI's taxonomy places the organism in Eukaryota, Viridiplantae, Streptophyta, Magnoliopsida, Fabales, Fabaceae.
AUGCCAAUACAAUGCAUAACAAGCAUGCCUCAACAACUCCCAAACCAAGAACAAGAAAAAAAACCACUGGUUUUCGACGCAUCACUUCUCAAAAACGAAACAAAUCUCCCAACACAAUUCAUCUGGCCCGACCAAGAACAAGCCUCUUCAAAUGUUCCUGAACUCGUCGUACCAUUCAUCGACCUGGGAGGCUUUCUCUCCGGCGAUCCACUAGCCGCAAUAGAAGCGUCAAAGCUUGUCGGUGAAGCGUGUCGAAAACAUGGUUUUUUUCUUGUUGUUAAUCAUGGGAUUGACAAAAAGUUAAUCUCCGAUGCUCAUGCUUUCAUGGAUGAGUUCUUUGAGCUUCCUCUGCUUGAGAAACAGAGAGCUCAGAGAAAAACAGGGGAACACUGUGGUUAUGCUAGUAGUUUUACUGGGAGAUUCUCUUCUAAACUUCCAUGGAAAGAGACACUGUCUUUUGAAUUUUUGGCCGAUGAAAAUUCGCCAAAUCUUGUUAGAGACUAUUUGUGCAACACAAUGGGCAAUGAGUUUCAGCAAUUUGGGGAGGUUUAUCAGAACUACUGCAAAGCAAUGAGUAAUCUUUCAUUAGGAAUAAUGGAGCUUUUGGGAAUGAGUCUUGGAGUUGGUAAAAGCUAUUUUAGGGAAUUUUUUGAAAAGAAUAGUUCAAUAAUGAGGCUCAAUUACUAUCCUCCUUGUCAAAAACCUGAGCUCACUCUAGGCACUGGACCUCAUUGUGAUCCAACAUCCUUGACUAUUCUUCAUCAGGAUCAAGUUGGUGGGUUGCAAGUUUUUGUUGAUAAUCAAUGGCAUUCCAUUACACCACAUUUCAAUGCUUUUGUUGUCAAUAUUGGUGAUACAUUCAUGGCACUUUCAAAUGGGAGAUACAAGAGUUGCUUGCACAGAGCAGUGGUAAACAGUGAAAAGACAAGAAAAUCUCUUGCUUUCUUUUUAUGUCCCUUAAGUGAUAAGGUGGUAACUCCACCAUGUGAAUUGGUGGACAAUUACAACCCAAGAAUCUACCCUGAUUUCACAUGGCCUAUGUUGCUUGAGUUUACUCAAAAACACUAUAGAGCUGAUAUCAAAACACUUGAAGCAUUUGCCAACUGGAUUCAACAUAAAAGCACAUGA